Carya illinoinensis is the source of this 1699-nucleotide messenger RNA. Its product is annotated as NAC domain-containing protein 82-like. Gene Ontology annotation, molecular function: DNA binding. The transcript is spliced from 5 exons. NCBI's taxonomy places the organism in Eukaryota, Viridiplantae, Streptophyta, Magnoliopsida, Fagales, Juglandaceae. The record is from RefSeq and is a predicted model, not a curated record. Gene Ontology annotation, biological process: regulation of DNA-templated transcription. The coding region runs from base 243 to 1472 and encodes 409 amino acids.
UUCAAUUUUCAACAGUUCGAGAAACACGCAACUCCCUCAGCUUUUAUAUAUAAACCCUCUGAAUCCCCCAGAUUGCGGUACCUCACUCUCUUUCUUAUCCUUUUCUUACUAUCGCCUUUGUCUCUCCUCUUGCCGCUCCUUGCCUCUCCCUCGCUUCAGGGUAAUCACUCGCACCAAAUGUCUUUUGAUCUCAACGAGAAACAUUUGUCAAAUUUUCGGUGUGAUUUUGGUUUUAAGAAUCGAUGGGGAAAACAUCGCGGCUGCCUCCUGGCUUUCGAUUUCAUCCAACUGAUGUUGAGCUAGUUAUGUACUAUCUAAAGAAGAAAGUAAUGCGGAAAAGAUUUUGUUCUGAACCCAUUGCAGAGAUUGAUAUAUACAAGUUUGCCCCGUGGGAUCUUCCUGAAAGGUCAAGUUCGAGAAGUGGUGAUCUGAAAUGGUACUUCUUUUGUCCGGUGGGGAGAAAAUACUUAAAUGGGGCCAGAAUGAAUCGUGCUACUGAAUUUGGGUACUGGAAAAUCACUGGAAAGGACCGGUCUGUUCAUUACAGUGAAGAGUUGGUGGGUUUGAUAAAAACUUUGAUUUUUCAUCUAGGAAAGGCACCGGGAGGGCAACGAACGAAUUGGGUUAUGCAUGAGUAUAGACUGGAAGAGAAAUAUCUGGCUAGUAAUGGAGUUCAGAACACACACGUGCUUUGUAUGAUUUUUCAGAAGGAUGGCCUGGGCCCACGAAACGGUGCCCAAUAUGGAGCACCAUUUAAGGAGCAAGAUUGGAAUGACGAUGAGGAAAACUGUGGAGAAGCUGGCCCUUCUGUUCAUUUGUCUAUCCCAACAUGUGUGCUGCCUGGGAACUGUAGCAGUUCAGUUAUGGUUGUCAACUCUGCUUUGGGUGGCACGGUUGGUGAGUCAUGUUUAUCUGAAACCAUGCAAUCCGACUCUGAGAGGCUUCCAGCCACCUGCACUAAUAACGUUGUUUCGAAGGAAUUACCGCAAGCUUUGGAUGAUGGGGAUAUUCUUCCAGCUGUGCUUGCUAGUGAUGAUGAUAAUAUUCUUUCAAAGGAGUUACUGCAAGCUUUGGGUGAUGGGGAUAUUCUUCCAGCUGUGCUUGCUAAUGAUGGUGAUAAUAUUCUUUCAAAGGAGUUACCACAAGCUUUGGGUGAUGGGGAUAUUCUUCCAGCUGUGCUUGCUGAUGAUGAUGAUAAUGUUCUUUCAGUAUUUGCUUCCUUUAUGGAAUAUGCCACUUUGAUCUCAAAUGAAGAUGACAAAAAUAAGAAUUUCAGUCAUGGAGUGAAUCAUGAAGUUGCACAUGAUUUUGAUAUUUACAAAGACUUGGAAGAUCUGGGAAACACAGCUAGCCUGAGUGAAAAUGGAUACAGUGUCUAUAAUGGUCAGCAAGCUAGUUUUCCUGUGCACCUUUGUUUAGAUAUGAAUGAUCUCGAGCUGCCGCUGGAUACUUUUCCCGGACUCCCACAAUAACAUUCUGUCGGUAAAAUUAAAAUUACUGUACAGAAGCGAGUGGUUGUAUUGUUCCAAUUUUCUUCUAUGAAAUUUUUCAAGUACAAUUUGUUAUGUACCGUGAUUGUCUCCCUUCAUUUGGGUUGCUGUAACCUAAGCAAGCUCUGUCAGCUUGUAUGGCCUUAGAUUAUGCUUUGUAAAAUGAAGUUUUGUUCUUCUUUUCUAAUCUCACUUGCGAAUUUCUGGCA